Messenger RNA from Cyclospora cayetanensis, 819 nucleotides. RefSeq lists its product as uncharacterized. The coding region runs from base 1 to 819 and encodes 272 amino acids. The record is from RefSeq and is a predicted model, not a curated record. The transcript is spliced from 4 exons. NCBI's taxonomy places the organism in Eukaryota, Apicomplexa, Conoidasida, Eucoccidiorida, Eimeriidae.
AUGGGACUUGAAUCUCUUGAACGCCUCCAGCAAGUGGAGUUUUCAGAUAUUCGAGAGGCCCUAGACUUAGGCGAUUGCUUUGCCCUCAAUGCUCGGCAACCUUCCCUCCACCUCCACAGCCGCUCUGAAUCUGCGACUUCCCCAGCAGCUUUUGAAAAGGAACCUGAAGCAGGAGCAGCAGGGGCAAAGGAUGGAGAGCAGCCUGCUACAGCGAACAUGGAUAAAACGUCGAAGGAAACUGCAGAGGCAAACUGUGAAAAGGAAAGGUCGCUGGGGGAGGAUGUUAAAAAGAGUGAAGUCGCUGGAAACGCAUCCUGCAGUCGGCCAUCUACGGUAUUGCCCUUUGGAGUAGGAGCGUCAGCAAAAAAAGGCUCCGAAAUUGCAACAUUGCAUCAAAUCCUACGGAUGAAGGAAUCUAACCUCGCGCUCGUGUCCGACGUAGAUGAACAGCUGCUUCUCAACAUCAGUUUCAAACAGCCCAUUCGGCUAGCGGCAUUUUCUGUUCUGGCCUCCACUGCACCCGCGGGAUUCCGAACUGACGAAGACGAUGGGGACUCGGUGUCUGCACCCAGGCUGGUCAAAGUCUAUUGUAACAAAAACACUCUAAAUUUCUGCGGAGUGGUGGAUGAGGCUUGUGCCUUUUCUGUGCUGCUUACCCCUGAGGAUGUCCAGAAGGAGAGGCGGGUAACUCUUCCAGGUAGCAAAUUUCACAUGUGUUCGUCCGCUCAGUUCUUCUUGCAGGAAAAUCAAGCUGGGACCGCAUACACUUUUUUGAAUAGAGUGAGAUUCUACGGCGUUGUUCAUAAGCGUUACUCCUAG